AUGGACAAGUUUCUUAGCCCAACUUCCACCCAACUAGGUGAAGUGCAUGAUGUCGUAGACACCACCCCAAACACUACCCCAAAACCCACUCCAAACACUACUCCUAUUGAUCUUAAGUCACCUAAAAAAGAAGCCAAUGGUGAACCACCCACAAUUAGGAAAAAGCCUACUAGGAACUCUAGAGUUUGGGAUCACUUUACAAAAGUGAAGGAUGGGAAUCCAAACAAUCCUAGAUGCACUUGUAACUAUUGUGGGAAAGACUAUGCUCAUGAUAGUAGGAGAGUUGGAACAAGUAGUUUAUGGGCACAUUUGAAAAAUCAAUGUAAGAAGUAUCCUUAUAGGGUGGCUGAUAAAAAACAUAAAUUGCUUAGCUUUCAAAGUGGUAGUGAUGGUGGGGGAAAUUUGUUGGCUAUGACCUUUAAUAAGGAGGGAUGUCGGAAAGCCUUAGCUAAGUUUGUGGUGAAGGAUGAGCAAGCCUUUAGUGUUGUAGAGGGUGAAGGCUUUAAAGAGUUUGUUCAGGAGUUGCAACCAAAAUUUGUUAUCCCUAGUAGAAGGAAUGUGACUAGGGAUAUAUAUCAAUUUUUUUGUGAAGAGGGGGUUAAAUUAAAGGAAGAGUUAACUAGAGAUGGGCAAAGGGUAUGCUUAGCCACUGAUUGUUGGAAUUCUUCCACCCAAAUGACUUAUAUGUGUCUCACUGCACAUUAUGUUGACAGUGAUUGGCAAUUGCAAAAAAAAAUUAUAAAUUUUUGUCAAAUUUCCAAUCACAAAGGAGAGACAAUCGGUAAGGUGAUUGAGGCUUGUUUGCUGGGUUGGGGAAUAGAAAAAGUUUUUGCUAUGAUUGUUGAUAAUGCAUCAGCUAAUGAUGUGGUUGUUGGUUUUGUGAAGAGGAUGGUGAAUGCAUGGAAUGGAUCUGUUCUUGACGACAAGUUCAUGCAUUUAAGGUGGAACUCCACUUUCAUGAUGUUAGAUGUGGCUCUUAAAUUUGAAAAAGCUUUUGCAAGAUAUGAGGAGGAAGAUGACAAAUUUUUGAGUUUCUUCGUGGACAAUGAACAUGGGAAGAAGAGGGUUGGGCCGCCAACUUCUAGUGAUAGGGAGAGUGCUACUAUAUUUGUCGAAUUUGUCUCAACUUUUUAUGAAAUUACUCUAAAGUUUAGUGGCACAUUGCAUGUAACGUCUAACAAUUUAUAUCAUGAGAUUUAUAAGAUUCAUACACAAUGGAGUGACUUAGCUAGUAGUAGUGAUCCUUUGUAUGAAAAAUAUUGCAGCAGUGCAGAGAACAUUAAUCCCAUGUUGUUUUUGGCUGUUGUGCUUGAUCCAAGAUACAAGUUGAAGUAUUUGAAGUACUGUUUUGAGACUGUUUAUGAUGCUGGAACUAUUGCCAAGAUUGUUGUCAAGGUGGAACAAAUCCUUCAACGACUGUACAAUUCUUAUCAUGUUGAGGGUGAGAGCGAUGGUGACAAGGUAAGUAAAAGUGACUCACCACCAAAGGGUGGUGCCAAAGAAACUAUUAGGAGGAGGUUAUUGGAAAAUUAUUUGCAACAACAACAGAUGUUUGUGACUAAGAAAAUGAAUGAUGUUGAUAAGUACUUGACUGAAGAAACUAUCAAUCCAAUGACUUCCUCAUUUGACAACAAACUUAAGGACAAAGCGACAACAAAAGAGAAGACCAAUGCACUCAUCGCCGUUGUUCAUUGA
Humulus lupulus (European hop) is the source of this 1695-nucleotide messenger RNA. RefSeq names its product zinc finger BED domain-containing protein RICESLEEPER 3-like. Gene Ontology annotation, molecular function: DNA binding. NCBI's taxonomy places the organism in Eukaryota, Viridiplantae, Streptophyta, Magnoliopsida, Rosales, Cannabaceae. The transcript is spliced from 4 exons. The coding region runs from base 1 to 1695 and encodes 564 amino acids. The record is from RefSeq and is a predicted model, not a curated record.